Messenger RNA from Onthophagus taurus, 1943 nucleotides. RefSeq lists its product as uncharacterized. The record is from RefSeq and is a predicted model, not a curated record. Lineage: Eukaryota; Metazoa; Arthropoda; Insecta; Coleoptera; Scarabaeidae.
UUAUUUGUCACUAUUCUUGUAUUGAGCAUUGCAAACAAUGUGUUGUAUAUUUCUUCUUUGUUUCCUGUUAAUUCCAUCAGGUGUUCUGAUGGACAAUCCAUUAAAAUUAUUACAAUCAAAUGUCGCGACUUACGAAGGUGGUGCUUUUUUUCAAAGAGUUGAAGAUGUUUCAGCCAUUUCUAGCUGUACAACAAAUUUUUUUGAUGCUGAAUCUAAAAUAAUAAUUGAUUUGGAUAUCGAUAGUAAUGAAGCUACUUUUCCGAAAGAUUUCCAGGAUAAAACUAAUUUAAAAAGUCGUUUACACAGUCUUGGCUCUGGUUUUUGCGGUUUUAAAGUUGAAAAUGUAUCAUUAAAUGAUCCAACCAGUUGGAUAUUAAAUGUAACAUCAAAUGGAAAAAACAGCGUGGCUAACUUUGAACUUAGCAUUUAUAAAAUCGAAAAUAUGGAUACCGUCAAAGAAGUAACAAUUGGAUCCAGUAUGGUUAUUAGUUGUCUUGUCUGUGUUAACUGUGGUGAAACUUCAUCAAAAAUAUAUUAUUGCUUCUUAUAUAAUCCCAAGGGAGAAUUAAUCCAUAAGUCAACCGAGGAAUGUUGGUAUUUUGCCGAUGUUGCUACAAAUGAAGAUAUUGGAGAUUGGAAAUGCGUUAUGGGUAGAACUCCUUACAUUAAACCCUUAGAGUAUAAAAUUACUGUAAAAACAAAAGAAAUCCCUCAACAUGAAAUGUGGCGAAACGAAACGAACGAUUACAUUUCAAUUGGGUGUAUAAUAAAAAACAUUUCUCCCCAAACACAUUGUAUAAUGACUUUGCCAACGGGAGAAAAACUUUUAAUUCAGACAGGAAGCGCUUCUUCUAGAUACACAAGUAUUUAUACAAAUCUUCAAGAAAAUAUCUGCGCAAUAGAGAUACAAAAACCACUUUUAGAUACAGAAAUAGGACCUUGGAAAUGCGAAAUCAGUAACGAAGGUUUAUUAAUUCAAGUUGGUGAUAUAAAAGUUAUUCAUGAUGUCGAAUCCACGACAUCAACGGUAACCGAUUUAGGGAAAUCGUUUCAAAUUAAUUGUCAAGUUUCUUAUUCGAUUAAUUAUUGUUUCAUAACAAGUCCAAUAGGUGAAAGAUAUGAGAUAAAAGAAUCAGUAGUCAUAACAGACAGUCAAAUUAGACCUGGAUUGGGGGAAUGUUGGCUUGAAGUAAACAAGGCUUUACCUGAACAUAACGGAACUUGGAUAUGUUCGUUUAUUAAAAAAGAUGAUGUGGUAGCUGGUCAACAAAAAAUUGAUGUUUUUGUUAGAAACGUUAUAAAACAUUCAGAGAAAGUGUCAAGCUUGAUAGGAAAUGAAGCAACCAUGUAUUGUAACAGCCCAAGAUCUGCCGUUGAAUAUUGUUGGUUUAUUUCACCGACAGGAAAAACAUAUCAACUUACAAAUAAAGUAGACGCAAUGGGAAUCUCUUAUAUUGGAGAUGGUUUGGAAUUUGGAGAGUGUGGAAUGAAAAUAUAUAACGUACAAGAAGAAGACGUUGGAAAUUGGUCGUGUGUUUUAAACAUUGGAGAAAAGGAAUACGUUAACUUAAUUGUACUUGAUUUAAAUCCAGGAGGUCCGAUAUCUUUGGCAGCUAGUUUAGGUGCUGGAAUUGGUUCAAGUAUAAUUUUAUUGGUUGCAAUGGCAGCGGUUUUAUACCAUAAAUAUAGAAGAGUACCUCAACAUACUCAACCUAAUCAAGAAGAUGCAGCUUCGGAUACAAGCUCGGAAAUAGUUAUUUUAAGCGAACAAAGCACACUUCAACGCAAUCGUGCCGAUCAACUUCCGCAAUACACGUUUUAAAUUAAAUUGUAUUGCGUGAAUGUUAUCUUAAUUACAUAAAAUUCCCUGUAGUAAUUAACAUAUACGUUUUAGUUACUACGAAAAUAUACUGUUUCAAUCAAUACACAUUUCCACCUCAAAG